GUUUCUUUUUUUUUUUUUCAUUUCGUCUAUUGUUCUGUUUUGGGUGUCAGAUGCCAACUUCUAUAAAAAAUGACGGUCCGCCGGACCAUCCGUUGAAUGCCAAGUCCGAGUCCACCGGACUCGGAGCGUGUCCGGUUGUUGCAUCAUAGCCAAUAGUGGAUGUGCAGGUGGGAACACCCGGAGACAAGCUCAUGUAACUACAACAGCGCCAUUAGUAAGAAGGUCGUUUGUAACCCUGGAUAGUGCGCGGUGUGGCGUUCGAUGAGAACUAAGUUGUUAGACCCUCACAUUACUCUUACUCUAUUUACUCAGGCUGCGCUUAGAAAUCUACAUCCGCUUUAUUGACCUCUCUGUAUAAGUAGAAACGACUCCAAUCGCCCAGAGUAAUAUCAAGUUCGAUAAAGGUCUGGCACAACGCAAUUCGAGGACAUUCGACUCGACAUUACGAAAGCCAACAAAGAUGCCUUCCCGUUACCUCAACGCCGAUGAAAGUGAGAUUGUGGAGAUUGCUAACGAACCGGCGAGCGGUAUUCCCUACUUCACCCCCAAGCAGACUCCGACGGCGGGCACCGCUCUCGUGCCCGCGCCCCAAGACCCUCAUACGCCCAAGCUGUUUACGCCGCUGCGUAUUCGAGGAAUUGAGCUCCAGAACAGAAUUCUGCUCUCUCCUCUCUGCCAAUAUUCAGCCGAAGAUGGACAUCACACGGACUGGCACUUUGCUCACCUGGGUGGUAUCAUCUCGCGUGGACCCGGCCUCUCCUUUGUGGAAGCCACUGCGGUCACAGCUAACGGCCGGAUCACCCCGGAGGAUUCAGGCCUCUGGAAAGACUCGCAGAUCGGCCCGUUGAAGAGGAUCGUGGACUUUGCUCAUAGCCAGGGCCAGUUGAUCGGAAUCCAACUCUCGCAUGCGGGCCGGAAAGCGAGCACUGUUGCCCCGUGGUUGAGCAUGAACCGAGGGCCCGGAGCUCCCGUUAAAUCGGUCAAUGGCAUUGACCACGAUGGCUUUGCACCGCGUCAUGGCUGGCCAGACGAUGUGGUUGCCCCGAGUGCGAUCGCCUUCAAGGAUAAGAACAUCAUUCCUCGGGAGUUGUCUCACAACGAGAUACAAUCCUUGGUCGAGGCUUGGGGUGAAGCGGUAAAGAGAGCGGUCCGUGCCGGGUUCGAUGCAAUCGAGAUCCACGGUGCGCAUGGGUACCUUAUUCAUGAAUUCCUCUCCCCCGCAUCCAACAAACGGACAGACGAAUACGGGGGAAGCUUCGAAAACCGAAUUCGCUUGGCCCUCGAGCUAGUUGACAUCUCUCGGCAGCAUAUGACUCCGAACAUGCCUCUCUUCUUCCGCGUGAGUGGUACUGAGUGGCUGGAGCACCUGGAGAGCGAACCCAGCUGGGACGCGAGCCAGACAGUCCGGUUGGCGGAGGUUCUGGUGGAGCACGGGGUGGAUGUCCUCGAUGUAUCCAGCGGAGGGAAUGAUCCCCGGCAGCAGAUCAAGGGGGGCCCCGCCUACCAGUCCCCCUAUGCAUUCCAGGUGAAAGAGGCUCUGGGUGAUCGUCUUCUGGUGGCAUCCGUUGGGGCCAUCACCUCCGGUCCGCAGGCUAAUGACCUCUUGAACGCGGGUCUCGAUAUGGUCCUCAUCGGCCGCAUGUUUCAGAAGAAUCCAGGUCUGGUGUGGACGUUCGCUGAAGAGCUCGAUGUUGAUGUGAAGGCAGCCCAUCAGAUUCACUGGGGGUUCGCUGGAAAGCGCCGUCACCGGUGACUGCUGCUGGCUUAGAGUUGAAGAAAUUAGCAUUCCUUGUUACUAUUCAUGGUUCGUACUUGAUUAGAUAGACCUAAUGCUGCUUGCCAAGGACAAAGAGGUUAGUCGCAAAGUGGCUAUCAAGAUGCUUGCAGUAUUCAACCACAGUUUAACUGUUGCAGAGAGUAUGGCUAGGAAGCGCUCAAGAGGUUCAAAGGAACAACACUGCCGUAUUGUCCUAAUAAUGGACAUUCAAAAGCCUGUCAUGGAGGGCUUUGAGUCAACCUCAAGCAUUAACGACCGAUUUUCGUCGUUCUUCAAAUCCAUACAGGCCCUUCGACGUCAACUUUUGUAUCUAGCUUGCUCAGUCGGCCUAUUACAUGUAGCGAAUAGUUUUGAG
Molecule: messenger RNA, 2132 nt
Organism: Aspergillus welwitschiae
Lineage: Eukaryota; Fungi; Ascomycota; Eurotiomycetes; Eurotiales; Aspergillaceae
Product: NADH:flavin oxidoreductase/NADH oxidase
Exons: 5
Coding region: 461-1753 (430 amino acids)
Cellular component (GO): intracellular anatomical structure
Molecular function (GO): FMN binding; NADPH dehydrogenase activity; NADP binding
Source: RefSeq, a predicted model, not a curated record